AUGAGUUUCUAAGAGAUCUCUAAGCAAAUAGAGGAGAUGACUAAUUUCCUUUUAGAAUAGGGUGAUGAUAAUUUAGUAAACACCUCUCCUACGAAUCGCGAAUAAAUAAAUCUAAUUAUACAUGAUCAAAAAGUUAAAUAGAGAAUUAAUUCUAUGCUGAAACAGAAAAAUAAACAAUAUCCCCAUCAAUAUUUGACUGUUGAAUUAGCAAGCGAAGACAAUUAUGAAAUAGAGUUGGAUUAAGAAGAUAUUAAAUAAGUUUGUGAAAAUUUUGGAGAAGUCAAAUAAGUCUAUACUAAAUUAAAUGGAGCCAUCAUAAUUAAGUUCAAUACACUUUUUGAUGCCUUCAUUGUUUAUAAACUAUUAAACAAACAUUAAAUUAAAGAAUUGGAUGUUACUAUCAAAAUUGAAUUUACAACCUAAUAAGAUCUAUUGGAAAUUAUGGAAAUACAAGACUCCAACUAAUAAAAAUUCACUUGCCGAUAUGAUGUCUAAAUUGAUAAUGACAAAGACUUCUAAGUAGCUCGCAAAAUCAUAGGAGCUAAGGGAUGCAAUAUGAAGAAAAUCAUAGAUUAAUGCUUAAUAGAUUGCGAUACAAAGGAAUUAGACCUUGUUAAACUGAGACUCAGAGGAAGAGGCUCCGGGUAUAAAGAAGGUCCUGAAAAAAGAGAAUCACAAGAACCUUUGCAUUUAUGUGUUUCAUCUAAACAUAAUCAUCUAUUUUUAAAAGCCUGUCAAUUAGUUGAGUAAUUGCUUAUAAAAAUUUAUGAAGAAUAUAAAUCAUUUGGGUUCAAUAAAGGACGCAAAUAAUCUCACUACAACAUUAAAAGAGUUCAAUAAUCAUUAAAACCAUAAAUUAAACCAAAUUUUAUGCCUGAAUUACCAAACUUCAAUUUCUCAAAUAAUUUAUUUGUUGAUUGUAACAAUGAAAAUAUCAUGGCAUAUUCAAACAUACCUAAUUAAUUAAUAUGA
Paramecium tetraurelia is the source of this 972-nucleotide messenger RNA. RefSeq lists its product as uncharacterized. Gene Ontology annotation, molecular function: RNA binding. The record is from RefSeq and is a predicted model, not a curated record. Gene Ontology annotation, cellular component: nucleus. NCBI's taxonomy places the organism in Eukaryota, Ciliophora, Oligohymenophorea, Peniculida, Parameciidae. The transcript has 7 exons.